This is a messenger RNA of Colletotrichum destructivum, 180 nucleotides long. RefSeq names its product Putative Piwi domain, ribonuclease H-like superfamily. Gene Ontology annotation, molecular function: nucleic acid binding. The record is from RefSeq and is a predicted model, not a curated record. NCBI's taxonomy places the organism in Eukaryota, Fungi, Ascomycota, Sordariomycetes, Glomerellales, Glomerellaceae. The coding region runs from base 1 to 180 and encodes 59 amino acids. The transcript has a single exon.
AUGAACCUCAAGCUGGGCGGAAACGAUCAGCUGAUUGACAGCUCCCAACUUGGGCUUGUCAGCGAGGACAAGACAAUGGUCGUCGGGAUCAACGUGACCCACACGUCUUCAGAUUCGAGCCGUCGUGCGCCGAGUGUUGCCGGAAUGGUCGUCAGCGUGGAUAGAUGGCUCGGACAGUAG